This is a messenger RNA of Pseudoliparis swirei, 1804 nucleotides long. RefSeq names its product eukaryotic translation initiation factor 2, subunit 3 gamma (gene eif2s3). Bases 64 to 1482 code for a protein of 472 amino acids. Lineage: Eukaryota; Metazoa; Chordata; Actinopteri; Perciformes; Liparidae. Gene Ontology annotation, molecular function: GTPase activity; GTP binding; translation initiation factor activity. The record is from RefSeq and is a predicted model, not a curated record. Gene Ontology annotation, biological process: formation of translation preinitiation complex; positive regulation of translational fidelity. The transcript has 12 exons. Gene Ontology annotation, cellular component: eukaryotic translation initiation factor 2 complex; cytosol.
GAGAAAUAGCAUUGAUCAGGCAUUCUCCGUGGUCGCCUUUUUCAAUCCCUCUUUUCAUUCAAGAUGGCGGGUGACGAGUUUGGUACAACGCUUGGUCAGCCUCAUCUGGCCCGACAAGACCUCCGUUCUCUUAACGUGUCCACCUUGACGCCUCUCUCCCGAGAGAUCAUCAGCAGACAGGCCACCAUCAAUAUCGGCACCAUCGGUCAUGUGGCCCACGGGAAGUCCACGGUGGUGAAGGCCAUCUCCGGCGUUCACACCGUCAGGUUCAAGAACGAGCUGGAGAGGAACAUCACCAUCAAGCUGGGAUAUGCUAACGCGAAGGUCUAUAAGCUGGACGACCCCAGCUGUCCCCGGCCAGAGUGCUACCGGUCGUGUGGCAGCAGCACUCCGGACGAGUUCCUCUCCGACAUCCCCGGCACCAAGGGCAACUUCAAACUGGUCCGACACGUGUCCUUCGUGGACUGCCCCGGUCACGACAUUUUGAUGGCGACCAUGUUGAACGGCGCCGCCGUCAUGGACGCCGCCCUCCUGCUCAUCGCGGGUAACGAGUCGUGUCCUCAGCCCCAGACGUCGGAGCACCUGGCGGCCAUCGAGAUCAUGAAGCUGAAGCACAUCCUGAUCCUGCAGAACAAGAUCGACCUGGUGAAGGAGAGCCAGGCCAAGGAGCAGUACGAGCAGAUCCUCGCCUUCGUGCAGGGCACGGUGGCCGAGGGCGCCCCCAUCAUUCCCAUCUCCGCGCAGCUGAAGUACAACAUCGAGGUGGUCUGCGAGUACAUCGUGAAGAAGAUCCCGGUGCCCAUCAGAGACUUCAUCUCCGAGCCGCGGCUCAUCGUCAUCAGGUCGUUCGACGUCAACAAGCCGGGCUGCGAGGUGGACGACCUGAAAGGGGGCGUGGCCGGAGGGAGCAUCCUGAAGGGCGUCCUCAAGGUGGGCCAGGAGAUCGAGGUGCGACCCGGUAUCGUGUCCAAAGACAACGAGGGGAAGCUGAUGUGCAAACCCAUCUUCUCCAAGAUCGUCUCUCUGUUCGCCGAGCACAACGACCUGCAGUACGCUGCCCCUGGUGGCCUCAUAGGUGUGGGCACUAAGAUCGACCCCACGCUGUGCCGCGCGGACCGUAUGGUCGGUCAGGUGCUGGGCGCCGUCGGCGCGCUGCCGGAGAUCUUCACCGAGCUGGAGAUAUCCUACUUCCUGCUGCGGCGGCUGCUGGGCGUCCGCACGGAGGGCGACAAGAAGGCCGCCAAGGUCCAGAAGCUCUCCAAGAACGAGGUGCUGAUGGUCAACAUCGGCUCGCUGUCGACGGGCGGCCGCGUCAGCGCCGUGAAGGCCGACCUCGCCAAGAUCAACCUCACCAACCCCGUCUGCACGGAGGUCGGGGAGAAGAUCGCCCUGAGCCGCCGCGUUGAGAAGCACUGGCGUCUGAUUGGAUGGGGGCAGAUCAGGAGGGGCGUGACCAUCACACCAACAUUGGACGACGACUGAGGAGGCAGCUCCGCCUCCCGUCAGCCGGACAUCACACAUCACAACCAUCGCACUCUUCUUCUUUCUUUUCUUUUUUUUCUCCCACAAGGAAAGAAGGGAACAGGACAUUUCGGGGUUUUAACGACUCCUGCUCCUCCUCCUCCUCCUCCUCCUCAGCGACACAAGGAGGUCCAGUUAAGCCUUUCUACCAGGUUUUUUUAUUUUUAUUUUUUUUGUGACUGCAGGAGAAGAAAGGAGGAAGAGGAGGAUGAAGAAGAGAGAGGAGAUUCAUUCAGUACAGAAAUGAUUUCAGUCGAAUCUAAUAAAAUACAUUUGGAAGAAA